ACAUAGAGGAACAGCGAGAACGGUUUCAUAUUCAAACUGACUUAAACAGAGCCGAAUCUGCUCCAUUACUCCUGAUUUUUACUCCCUAUCUGGAGUUAAGCUUGUUCUGUUGGAGUUCUUGUGCUCACCAGUGUGUUGGAGAGGUGAUUUUAGUGAAAGUAGGGCGAGUUGAAAAGUUCAGACCAGCACAGGAGUCUCGUUUCAUUCCUCAUUCCUCCAUUUUGAAGCGCCUCACCUCAGUGCGCAUCUGAGAACAUGACGGCCAUUAAUACUCCCAACAUCAACUUCAAAUGGGAUCCCAAGAGCCUGGAGAUCCGCACCCUGGCUGUGGAAAGACUGCUAGAGCCACUUGUUACCCAGGUCACCACCCUGGUUAACUCCAGUAACAAAGGUCCAUCCGGCAAGAAAAAGGGUCGCUCCAAAAAGGCUCACGUUCUGGCCUCCUCUGUCGAGAACGCCACUCAAAACUUCCUGGAGAAAGGAGAGAAGAUCGCCAAGGAGAGCCAGUUUCUCAAAGAGGAGCUCACUGCUGCCGUGGAGGAUGUCCGCAAACAAGGAGAGGCCAUGCGACAGGCCUCGGGCGAGUUCGCCGAAGACCCCUGUUCCUCAGUGAAGAGAGGGAACAUGGUGCGAUCAGCUCGGGCUCUUCUCUCAGCCGUCACACACCUGCUGGUGCUGGCCGACAUGUCCGACGUCUACCUGCUCCUGCUGCAGCUCAAACUGGUGGAAGAUAACCUGGUGAAGGUGCGUAACGCCGAGACUGAGCAGGAUCUGGGAAUCCAGUACAAAGCUCUGAAACCUGAGGUGGACAAACUCAAUAUGAUGGCAGCCAAGAGACAGCAGGAGCUGAAGGACGUGCACCAUAAGGAGCAGAUGGCGGCGGCUCGUGGCGUGCUGCAGAGAAACGUUCCGCUGCUUUACACGGCAUCCCGGGCCUGCCUGCAGCACCCGGACGUGGCCGCCUACAAGGCCAACCGCGAGCUCAUCUACAAGCAGCUGCAGCAGGCCGUCUCUGGAAUCUCCAACACUGCUCAGGGGAUCAGCAACGAGGAUCCCAGUCUGAGCCAGCACACCGGACCAGGAGAGCUCGCCGGGGCUCUCAACAACUUUGAUAAGCAGAUCAUUGUGGACCCUCUGAACUUCAGCGAGGAGCGCUUCCGCCCGUCUCUGGAGGAGCGCUUGGAGAGCAUCAUCAGCGGCGCCGCCCUCAUGGCCGAUUCGUCCUGCACCCGCGAUGACCGGCGUGAGCGCAUCGUGGCCGAGUGUAACUCCGUGCGCCAGGCUCUGCAGGACCUGCUGUCUGAAUACAUGGGCAACGCUGGCCGUAAGGAGAGGAGCGACGCUCUCAACACGGCUAUUGACCGGAUGACCAAGAAGACCCGUGACCUGCGUCGUCAGCUGAGGAAGGCCGUGAUGGACCAUGUUUCCGACUCGUUUCUGGAAACCAACGUUCCUCUGCUGGUUCUUAUCGAGGCCGCCAAAAACGGCAAUGAAAAGGAGGUCAAGGACUACGCCCAGGUCUUCCGCGAGCACGCCAACAAGCUGAUUGAGGUGGCCAACCUGGCGUGCUCCAUCUCCAACAACGAGGAGGGCGUGAAGCUGGUGCGCAUGGCCGCCAUGCAGCUGGAGAACCUGUGCCCUCAGGUGAUUAACGCAGCGCUGGCUCUGGCCGCCAAGCCCAACAGCAAGGUGGCUCAAGAUAACAUGGACCUGUUUAAAGAGCAGUGGGAGAAGCAGGUGCGCGUGCUGACCGAUGCCGUCGACGACAUUACUUCCAUCGAUGACUUCCUGUCUGUGUCUGAGAACCACAUCCUGGAGGACGUAAACAAGUGCGUGAUCGCCCUGCAGGAGAGGGACGUGGACGGGCUGGACCGCACCGCCGGCGCCAUCCGAGGACGAGCUGCCCGUGUCGUCCACGUCGUCACCUCCGAGAUGGAUAACUACGAGCCCGGAAUUUACACUGAGAAAGUUCUGGAGGCCACCAAACUCCUGACUAAUACAGUGAUGCCACGUUUCACCGAGCAGGUGGAGGCAGCUGUGGAGGCCCUGAGCGCCAACUCUCACCCGGUGGAUGAGAACGAGUUUAUCGAUGCUUCACGGCUGGUGUACGACGGCGUGAGGGACAUCAGGAAGGCCGUGCUCAUGAUCCGGACUCCAGAGGAGCUGGACGACUCCGACUUCGAGACCGAGGACUUCGAUUCCCGCAGCAGGACCAGUGCGCAGACCGAGGACGAUCAGCUUAUCGCCGGACAGAGCGCUCGGGCCAUCAUGGCUCAGCUGCCACAGGAGCAGAAGGCUAAGAUCGCCGAGCAGGUGGCCAGCUUCCAGGAGGAGAAGAGCAAACUGGACGCCGAGGUCUCCAAGUGGGACGACAGCGGCAACGACAUCAUCGUUCUGGCCAAGCAGAUGUGCAUGAUCAUGAUGGAGAUGACCGAUUUCACCAGGGGUAAAGGGCCGCUGAAGAACACAUCGGAUGUGAUCAGCGCCGCCAAGAAGAUCGCAGAGGCCGGAUCCAGAAUGGACAAGCUGGGACGUACCAUCGCCGAUCAGUGUCCUGAUUCAACAUGCAAACAAGAUCUGCUGGCCUACCUGCAGCGCAUCGCUCUCUACUGCCACCAGCUCAACAUCUGCAGCAAGGUCAAAGCCGAGGUGCAGAAUCUGGGAGGAGAGCUCGUCGUGUCCGGGCUGGACAGCGCCAUGUCUCUGAUCCAGGCGGCCAAGAACCUGAUGAACGCCGUGGUGUCCACGGUCAAGGCCUCCUACGUGGCCUCCACCAAGUACCAGAAGUCGCUGGGCAUGCAGAACCUCAACAUGCCCGCCAUCUCCUGGAAGAUGAAGGCUCCCGAGAAGAAGCCUCUGGUCAAGCGCGAGAAGCAGGACGACGGCCAGACCAACAAGGUCAAGAGAUCGUCCCAGAAGAAGCCCAUCAACCCGGUCCAGGCUCUGAGCGAGUUCAAAGCCAUGGACAGCAUUUAAACGGCUUUUUUUUUUUUUCACACACAGUCGCGAGUAACCCGCCAUCGUGUCUGUUCACGGUUUUCUUUUAUUUUUUGGUGUAGCAGAGCUGAUUUCAGGAGGCUAGAUGGGGAAGGACGUGAGACUGCACUGCUGCGGGUUGGUUAACCACUGCUGUAGACGACUCGACUGUCAGGUUUCACUUCCAGGCUGUAAUCAGCAGAGUGCCACUUUAUAUUGCAGUUUCUAUGCCGUGGUUCAUUUCCUCCUGCUUCUAUUUAUUCAUUCCUCAGUGCCCAGAUUCUCUUUUUUAAUGCCAGUCUUUCCUUCCGGGCAGCCAGAUUUUUUUUAAACCGUUCUGUACUUUUUCUUAUUCUUUCCGGGGACGUUUGUUUUAAUCGUUUUCACAAGCUUAGGGUUCCAGUUCUAGUCCUCCUUAAUUUUUGGGGGAUUUUUCUGACGUUCAGAUUAGAUUUAAAACCUAUGCAAACUCGUAAACGCCUUACUGCAAUAAUUCCAUUAAAUAAUAAUAUUCCACUUUUAAAGAUCA
This is a messenger RNA of Trichomycterus rosablanca, 3505 nucleotides long. RefSeq names its product catenin (cadherin-associated protein), alpha 1 (gene ctnna1). NCBI's taxonomy places the organism in Eukaryota, Metazoa, Chordata, Actinopteri, Siluriformes, Trichomycteridae. Bases 256 to 2976 code for a protein of 906 amino acids. The transcript is spliced from 18 exons. Gene Ontology annotation, biological process: cell migration; cell-cell adhesion. Gene Ontology annotation, cellular component: adherens junction; catenin complex; actin cytoskeleton. The record is from RefSeq and is a predicted model, not a curated record. Gene Ontology annotation, molecular function: structural molecule activity; actin filament binding; cadherin binding.